Lactuca saligna is the source of this 615-nucleotide messenger RNA. Lineage: Eukaryota; Viridiplantae; Streptophyta; Magnoliopsida; Asterales; Asteraceae. The record is from the annotation of a GenBank genome assembly.
AUGUCUGACGAAGAGCAUCAAUUCGAGUCUAAAGCCGAUGCAGGAGCAUCCAAAACUUUCCCUCAGCAAGCUGGUACUAUCAGGAAGAAUGGUUACAUCGUUAUCAAGAAUCGUGCUUGCAAGGUCGUGGAAGUUUCAACCUCAAAGACUGGCAAGCACGGACACGCCAAGUGUCAUUUCGUUGCCAUUGAUAUCUUCAAUGGAAAGAAGCUUGAAGACAUCGUUCCCUCUUCCCACAAUUGUGAUGUUCCACAUGUCAACCGUACUGACUACCAGCUCAUUGACAUUUCUGAAGAUGGAUUCGUGAGUCUGUUGACUGAAAAUGGUGGCACUAAGGAUGAUCUCAAGCUUCCAACCGAUGAUAGUCUGCUUACACAGAUUAAGGAUGGAUUUGCUGAAGGAAAGGAUCUUGUGGUUACAGUGAUGUCUGCCAUGGGAGAGGAGCAGAUCUGUGCUCUUAAGGAUAUUGGUCCCAAGUAAUUUUACUCUGUGUGGAUUGAGAGAGGUUUUAUAUGAAGAACUGCUGUUGCUAGAUUUAUGGUGGUGGUUAUUUAAGAAAAAAAAACUUUAUUAGGUUUCUUUUUAUUUUACAAAUUUUUGGUUAUUUAUGAUGUG